AUGCAGGAGACUUGUUGUCCGGGAGAUUAUCAAUAUUGCGCCUGCAACAGUAACCACAACAUGCAGGAAUACACAGAAAAACCAGCAAGUGGUGCCAAGUCCCAGUUUCAACCUGGGCAUUGCAUCCCGAUCCAACACCAUAGAAAGCCAGGCCUACAAUCAGAACUGGAGGAUCCAAAGCCUGUGUCUACCCGUAUACCAACUGAUGAUAACGGGUAUCAGACGUACAAAGCAGCUGGGAAAUUAGCUGGGAAAAGAGCGAUCAUCACAGGUGGCGACUCCGGGAUUGGUCGCGCAGUUGCCAUUCUGUUUGCCAUGGAAGGGGCAUCUAGCCUAAUUGUCUAUCUGCCAGAUGAAGAGAGCGAUGCCCAGGAAACAAAGAGAAGAGUGCAGGAGAUUGGCAAAGAAUGUCACUGCCUAGCAAUCGAUUUACGCAAAAAGGAAAAUUGUCGGAAAGUGGUUGAUGUUGCCCUUCAAUAUAUGGGUGGUGUUGACGUCCUAGUAAACAAUGCUGCAUUUCAACAUAUGGUCCAGGACAUCAGUGAGCUAGAUGAGGCUCAAUGGGAACGAACCUUCGAUACGAAUAUCCAUCCUUUCUUUUAUCUGGCGAAGUACACUCUUCCUCAUAUGCGGAGCGGUUCAACAAUCAUAAAUUGUUCAUCGGUAAAUCACUACAUUGGUCGAUCUGAUCUGCUCGAUUACACAUCCACAAAGGGUGCAAUUGUUGCGUUUACUCGAGCAUUGUCCAAUCAACAGAUUGGAAAAGGUAUUCGCGUUAACUGCGUGUGUCCAGGUCCAAUAUGGACUCCCCUGAUACCUUCAACUAUGACUACCUCGGCAAUGGAGCAAUUCAGCUCUGUCCCCAUGGGCCGUCCAGGCCAACCCAGCGAAGUUGCUACCUGCUUUGUUUUCCUUGCAAGCCACGAUAGCAGCUACAUUUCUGGGCAAUGCCUGCAUCCCAAUGGAGGUGUCAUAAUUAAUGGCUAA
Molecule: messenger RNA, 987 nt
Organism: Aspergillus clavatus NRRL 1
Lineage: Eukaryota; Fungi; Ascomycota; Eurotiomycetes; Eurotiales; Aspergillaceae
Product: oxidoreductase, short-chain dehydrogenase/reductase family
Exons: 4
Coding region: 1-987 (328 amino acids)
Molecular function (GO): oxidoreductase activity
Source: RefSeq, a predicted model, not a curated record